CCCAAAUCUAUGAGGCACAUCAUCGGAUUUAGAUGGGUGUGCGAUUUUAUUAACUUUCCAUGCUCUGUUGCCGUGUUUCGGGAUCUGCACGAUCUGUCUUUCAACCACGCUUCCAAGGGGGAUGGGUAUGGUUGGUGGACCAUUAUCAACAAAAGAUCCCGAAGAAAGGGGGAGCCGAACUAUAUUACGGCCUACCCUUACCUCAGCUCUGAUCAUAACUGGAAGACGGAGUGGUUGUUCGUUCGUGUGCCGACAGAUCCGAAGCAUCCACAUUUUUACCGCCCUCCGAAGUGGUUUGUGACUCCUGAUCCUGAUAUGCGAAGCGUGGCUGCUCCGGAUCGGAACCAUCACCACUACGUGGAUCUCCUCCAGUGGUUUUUGGCUCGGGAGGACAACUACAAAUUGCCGUCCAACUGGCUCCCGAACCUCAACUAUAUCUUGCGGGAGGACAUUCUUGCUGUUGCCGGUCUCAGCAGGAUUUUUGACAGGGAGUACGGCUUUAGCUGCGUUGAUCCUGUGGUCUUGGGUAUUUCUUUGGAUCUGAAGACCAUUCACGACUCGGCCCCUGAUUAUAAGUUCGGGAAGGAGAAUCCUCGUAAUCCUCGUUUGAAGGAUUACGUGCUGUCUCCGUCGGGUGUCGCUCGGAUAUCUGAAGUUCGAGCUGAUCCGUGGGAUUCUGCCUCUUCUCCCGAAGCUGUUCCAGUGAAAGUCGUGCUCCCUGAUUUGAGGACAACCUCGGAUCCGGGUCCUGGGACUGACGCUGUGCCGCGUGCCGUUCCUUCGGUUUCAUCUCCGGCUCGGAUAGAUAUCUCUUUAUCUAGGAACCGGGAUCAGCGCAAAAGGAAGAGCAGCACUCUUUUGAGGCCUUCUGCGCAUCCGAAGAAGGCGAAAGCUGAUCAGUCUUCGGAGAAGGAAGUGGUUUCGGAAGUCAUGCCUCCUCCCAAAAACCUCCUUCACUUCAUGCCCUUGCCCGGGCAGAAGUUGAAGAGUGUGGUGGUUGUGGAACCGCCUCCCGUGGACCAACCGCUGGCUGAGGAAGAUACUAUCCCUUCUCCGCUGAAGCCAAAUUGGGUCUCACAGCCACGCUUACUCAUUUACUUUUUGCUCUCUACUUUUUCACCUUUCUUUAACAUUGUGUCAUUUACUCAUGGUCUCAUGGAGUAA
Molecule: messenger RNA, 1164 nt
Organism: Spinacia oleracea (spinach)
Lineage: Eukaryota; Viridiplantae; Streptophyta; Magnoliopsida; Caryophyllales; Amaranthaceae
Exons: 6
Coding region: 10-1164 (384 amino acids)
Source: RefSeq, a predicted model, not a curated record